AGCUAAAAAGUAAAAAAUAUAUCUAUAAGCAACCCUCCAGUUGUUAAUUGGAAAUGCUUUGAAUAUCAUUGGAGUUAACGUUCUCUUUGUUCUUUUUCUUACUUUUCUUCUCCAGGCUCUGUUUGGAUGUUUUCUUUUGUCUUAUUUAUUCAAACAACCAUCAACACUGGAGUUAGUAUUUGCUUGCAGGGGAAUGCGUUCAGGAUAAAUUCUUCUUUUCCUGCGUUGGUUGUGUGCUGGGAUUCCGUUCCUAUUUGCAGACUCCAUGGAUUUGAUCAUUUCCCAUUUGAAGGCCUGUAGCUAGUCUUGUCUUUAUAUGUGUGAACUUCCCGUUACGCUAAGACUUUUGGAAGGCACAAUAGAUGCGGGGUCUUCAUAAUUUUCAUUCGACGUACACGACACCAAUACAAAACGGACUACAGUUUACCCAUUGAUGCGAAACUCAGAAUGAGUUCAGCGAUUCCGCAGCGAUGAUGUCCUGUAGCUUUAGCACUCAAGGGUUUAUAGCUAGUUCUGCCCUUUUUCAUUCUCUGCACAGAAAAAUUUCUAUCAACAGCAACACUGUAAUUAGAAAACCUCUAUUUGGGAGAAUUUUUAAUAAAGGUUUUGCAGAUCUCUUGAGGAAAGGAGUCGUUCCAGAUCUCUUGUAGCUAUUCUAUCAGAUCCAAACAGCUUUCCCCUUGCAUCGCAAUUUACAUCGCAAAUCCCUGCAUCAGCUUCUCUAGCCAACUUUCAUAUCCAAUGGCCCAUCCUCCACAACCUGAUCCUUUCCCUGAGUCCCGCCUCGAAGUCGACGCCGGUGCAGCCUUCGUUCUCGAAUCAAAAGGCGAGUGGUGGCACGCCGGGUUCCAUUUGACGACGGCGAUAGUGGGGCCUACAAUUUUGACGUUACCAUACGCAUUCAGAGGGUUGGGUUGGGGCUUGGGCUUCUUCUGCUUAACGGUGAUGGGAGUCGUCACCUUCUACUCUUACUAUCUCAUGUCCAAGGUGCUCGAUUACUGUGAGAAGGCCGGUCGCCGCCAUAUACGCUUCCGAGAGUUAGCCGCUGAUGUUUUAGGCUCUGGUUGGAUGUUUUAUUUUGUCAUAUUUAUUCAAACAGCCAUCAACACUGGAGUUAGUAUCGGAGCAAUUUUGCUUGCAGGGGAAUGCAUUCAGAUCAUGUAUUCAAACCUCUCUCCCAAUGGAUCCCUGAAAUUGUACGAGUUCAUAGCAAUGGUGACAGCAGUAAUGGUUGUUCUAUCGCAGCUUCCAUCCUUCCACUCCCUCAGACACCUCAACAUGGCUUCACUGCUUCUCAGUUUGGGCUACACUUUCCUUGUUGUUGGUGCUUGUAUUCAUGCAGGUCUCUCAAAAAGUGCCCCUAAAAAGGAUUACACGCUAGAAUCUUCCGAGUCUGCAAGGGUUUUCAAUGCCUUCACUUCCAUCUCCAUAAUAGCUGCUAUUUUCGGGAAUGGAAUACUGCCUGAAAUACAAGCAACUUUGGCCCCUCCUGCUACUGGAAAGAUGGUGAAGGGCCUUUUAAUGUGUUAUAGUGUUAUUCUGGUUACGUUCUAUUCAGCUGCAGUAUCUGGAUAUUGGGUGUUCGGAAACAAAUCCAACUCCAACAUUCUCAAAAGCCUAAUGCCGGACGAGGGACCUUCCUUGGCUCCAACAUGGGUGCUUGGCCUUGGAGUCGUUUUUGUACUACUUCAGCUCUUUGCCAUUGGCCUGGUAUAUUCUCAAGUAGCGUAUGAGAUAAUGGAAAAGCAAUCAGCUGAUGUGAAGCAAGGAAUGUUUUCCAAAAGGAACCUGAUUCCUAGGCUAAUUCUUCGGACUCUUUAUGUGACAUUCUGUGGAUUUAUGGCAGCUAUGCUUCCAUUCUUUGGAGACAUAAAUGGAGUUGUUGGAGCUAUAGGAUUUAUCCCUCUAGAUUUUGUCCUCCCAAUGCUUCUCUACAACAUGACCUACAAGCCUCAAAAAUCAUCCCUUACCUAUUGGAUCAACAUCUCUAUUAUAAUAGUGUUUACAGGAGCAGGAAUUAUGGGAGCAUUCUCCUCUAUAAGGAAGUUGGUUCUUGAUGCUUAUAAGUUCAAGCUCUUUAGCAGUGAUGUGGUUGAUUAAAUGAGUUAGCCUGCACAUAUUUAUCAAUCACUCCGCCAUCUUGCUCUGCAAUGGGGAACUAGGCCUCUUCGUUUAAAUAUGAAGAAAAUGUAGUGAGCUCGCUGCGACAAAAGAUGAGGCAGAGUAAUUUACCAUAAAAGAGUGAUGAAAAUAUCCUUCACAAUAACAACAGAAGCAUGCUGAGUAAUUGUACAUUUUACUACAUAUAAGAUGAUGUGUAAAGGCUACAAUUUUACUCCAUAUAAGAUGAUGUGUAAAGGCACAUUGAUGAAUGCAUAAGUAAAAAGACAUUUUAGCCUUAAA
Manihot esculenta (cassava) is the source of this 2403-nucleotide messenger RNA. Its product is annotated as probable GABA transporter 2. The transcript is spliced from 8 exons. The coding region runs from base 742 to 2100 and encodes 452 amino acids. Lineage: Eukaryota; Viridiplantae; Streptophyta; Magnoliopsida; Malpighiales; Euphorbiaceae. Gene Ontology annotation, cellular component: plasma membrane. The record is from RefSeq and is a predicted model, not a curated record.